AUGACUACUGGGGUUCUGUUGCUUUUUGGCCUAGCCAUGAUUUCCCUAAGCUCCGCCACCUUUGACCCCUCUGUAAUCUGCUCUCUGGUGGUCAGUGGAACCAAGAUGAACGAUCCGCGAGCCUGCAAUGCUUGGAUUCAGUGCAUCGAUGGACAGCCGGUGAGUGGGACCUGCGACGCUGGACUCUUUUAUGACAGGGAAAGCGAGGAGUGCCUCAGCUCCGAUAGCGUCAAGUGUCUGUCCAGCGAUCCCUGUGCAGCGGUGUCCAACGGUUUCACGGAAGAUCCUUACUCCUGCAAUGGCUAUUACUACUGCCAAAACGGAAAGGGAACGCACGGUGUCUGCAACCAGGGAAUGAACUUCAAUCCGGGAACGGAGGACUGCAUUAGAAAUUUCCCAUGUCCCAAGAAGAUGGAUCCGGACAGCUACUGCAACAUUCUGCCGGACGGCGUUUUCAUCAAGGACACCACAAACUGCAAUGGCUGGCAGAUGUGCUGGGACUCGCAGGUGAUAAAUGGCACCUGCCCGGGCACUUUCUACUUCAGUGCCUCGACGGCCAAGUGCGAUUAUCCAGAGGAUGUGGAGUGCGCCGCCACCCCAGUGCCGGAUAUUGCCUCAGAGGGAGUAUGUCCCGAUGCGGGAGUUUUUAUUUCCGAUAACAAAACCUGCAAUGGUUACUAUUACUGCCGGGCAAUGGAAAGUGGAGAGAUAGCCUUGGAGCAUGGAGAGUGCUCUAACGAAAGGUUUUUUGUGGCCACCGAUGGCGGAGCCUGUGUGCCCCGCUCCAAGGUGAAGUGUGAAUACGAUCGAUGUGCCGGCCUAGGCAACAGCACCAUUCAACUGGCCAACGAGUCGGAUGACGGAUGCCGCGGGUAUGCUAUCUGCCAGGACGGCGUCACGAUUGGACAGGGCACCUGUCCGCAGGAUGAGUACUUCGACGAGCUGACACAGCGCUGCACAGCGGAGGCCGUAUCUUUUCCCGCCUGCGAAAUUUCGGAGGCGACGACCAUCGAGCAGCGGACGGCGGUGAGUGAUGAUAGCACCACCACCCGCUCGGUCUCGUGA
Drosophila kikkawai is the source of this 1065-nucleotide messenger RNA. Its product is annotated as peritrophin-44. Gene Ontology annotation, molecular function: chitin binding. Lineage: Eukaryota; Metazoa; Arthropoda; Insecta; Diptera; Drosophilidae. The record is from RefSeq and is a predicted model, not a curated record. Gene Ontology annotation, cellular component: extracellular region.